Molecule: messenger RNA, 1924 nt
Organism: Somion occarium
Lineage: Eukaryota; Fungi; Basidiomycota; Agaricomycetes; Polyporales; Cerrenaceae
Source: the annotation of a GenBank genome assembly
GUGUCUAAAGCUUACAUACGAAAUAUUGAGGCUGUGAAACGUCAAUCCACUUGGAUCGGAGGGUAGCUCCUCACGCUCCUUAAUGCCGGAAGCCUGCGUAUAGCCAUACGAAUGGAUCAAGCUGUCUCAUGACCGCACCCUGUGUAUAUGUAUAGGAGGGGACCUUCAUCAACAACGGUAUUUAUGUCUCUUCGAGCAGUUCAACGCUUACAAACGAUUGGCAACUUCCUGCGUCCUGCGUCCGCGAUGUCCGCAUCUCUUCCGCCUACCAUUCAUCAGGGUAUCCUGAAUGUUCCUGGAGCCACUGCGGAAUCUAAAGCAACCGUAGAACGACUGCUCGACGAUGAUAGAAAAACCCAUCAUUGUCUCUUUGGGAAAGGUGGAUUCCACAAUCACGCCAGUCAUCAUCUGCUCGCUGCGUAUGACCUUGGCGCACCAGCCAAGUUGUUAGAGGCUAUUUACGAUGAGGGAAAGAAGGGCUUGAACCCUCUUCGUCCUGAUGCAAGUACAACGAAAGAGCCAUAUACAGUGACCAUAACUCGAGGGAACUGGACCCAAUAUCUGGGUACUGACUACGAGCACUUGUAUGCGGACUAUCUGGAAUUCUUUGCAAAGGAGAUCCAAACGUCGGGAAUUGGUCAGACCCUAGAGGACUAUGUCUUCUCGCAUGCUGCGAAUGGAAAUGGAUCAUGUAUGCUACUGAGAUUUGUCAGUGGAGCUGUCCACCCCAUGAUCCAGACGGGAUAUGGCGUCGAGUUCGGCAGUGAUGUCAUGGUAGCCCAAGCUCUUGCUCAAGCCGCAGCCCACUCUCCCUUCGCACCUGAGAUAUUUGACUUGCAAGAGCUGAGCAAUCAAACAGGUGGCGUGAAAUCGAAUGCAGCAGAUUCUAGUCACCGUCAGCCUGCACAAGGAAGGUCACUUCUAUCCAUUCUCAAGGAAGCGUACGAUUCGCCCAUCUUACAUCCAGUGAUGCCAUACGACCCGGAUGCUUUGCUUAGCAAGAGACGGCGGGACGCUGUGAAAGAUGGGCGAGCAGAGGAAAUCCAGCGCCUUUCUGCCCUAUGGAAAGUGGAUAUCACCAGAGGACAACGGGAACUCGAUGAGAAAGUGGAAGAACUGCUAUGGCUCACAACUCUCCUGUUCGCUGGAUCAGGCAGACGAGGACGAAAACCACGCCUGGACUUCUUUUUGAUGCAUAUGCUGAACGUCACCCUCUUCGUACCUUCGCUAUUGAAUGCCAUCCCAACGAUAGAGUCCAAGGCCCUUCUCCUUCGUGCGACGCUUCCCGUAUUCUUGUUGUAUUUGAUAAUGCGUGGUCGACCCCGAAUUGACCCCGAACUCAUGAUGUCCUACACCGCAAAUCCACGCCCGCCCAAAUCCGAGAACGCCCCAGCGCCCGACUCCUCCGCACUUGGAGACCCUAGGAGAGAUGAAUUUGCAAAUCCUUGGCCGGCAAUCGUCGCUUCCGUCUUGCACGCCCCGGACCCACAUACUGUCAAAGCCAUCCGCGCGUUGUACUAUGCAGCACAGAAAUACGGAACUACUCCAGCUGGAGGUGCCAUUGGUGCUUUCCAGCCUAAUGGAGAGGAGACGCACAAAGGUACGAGCAAGACGGAUGGGACGAUCUUUGUGAGAGCUGCUGGGGUUGUUAUGGACGUUCUUGGUUGGGUUUCUCAUGGCCAGGAAGAGGGAACUUGGGAUCGAAGUGCAUUGGGUUGGGACGACGCAUGGAAGACGGAUGGUAUGAAAUCUGUGAAAGCAACGACUUAAUGUAACGGUAUGAACCUGGGGAAUUUGUUGAGUUGCUUUUUGUACUUGUACGGGAGCUUUAGGGUCUGAGUCAUUGUAACCAUCAACGGAAACCUUCUUUGUUCAGUAGUUGCACAGUGAUUAAGAAUCCGAGAAUGAAGAUAUCAUUGCUUCU